This is a messenger RNA of Penicillium odoratum, 861 nucleotides long. Its product is annotated as bZIP transcription factor. The transcript is spliced from 2 exons. The record is from RefSeq and is a predicted model, not a curated record. Lineage: Eukaryota; Fungi; Ascomycota; Eurotiomycetes; Eurotiales; Aspergillaceae. The coding region runs from base 1 to 861 and encodes 286 amino acids.
AUGGCGCCGCAGCUUGAAAUCCGUUGCCCGGAAGAGGAUUGGACGGGUCGAAGCGAUCCUCGGGAGCGAAGAAAGUUGCAGAAUAGGUUGAAUCAGAGGCUCUACCGGCAAAGGAGACGACCGAAAGCACAGCAAGAGCAGUCAACGCCGACAAAUCUUGAGAAUUCCUGGGAAGUGGCAAUCACGGGAAAUCAGCGGAGUGGAGUGGACCAAGUGCCGGAAGAUCGUCAAGCCAUAAUAACUCCAAGAUAUUCUCAGCCAAUCUCUCCAAAUGCCACAUCAAUCCACAGUAUGAGCUGGCCCGAGCUCCAACAACUGAUGAGCCAAUAUGAAGCAAGGGCGCACCAACACAUGAUUGGUUCUCCUAGAGUCGACUUACUCCUCACUCUUAUCCAAUUCAACGUCUUCCGUGCCCUUAUCAGCAACACCAGCAUGCUCGGCCUCACGGUAGAAGAAUGGAUAGAAGAUGAAGAUGCCAUCUCACCAUGGAACCUCAAGGCUUACGACAACAAACAGAAUUCCUGUCCCAGAUCCUUACGGCCAACACAAAUACAAAGAUCAGUCUCGCACCAUCCUUGGAUUGAUCUCUUCCCGCUACCUCGGAUGCGCGAUAAUUUGCUUCGCAAUUCUGACUCUUAUGACGAGUGGGCGCUUUGUAACGAUCUGGUGGACUUUUACGAAGUUCCGAAUGAAAAAACUGGCUUGAUUGUCUGGAAUACGCCGUGGGACCCGUCAGGAUGGGAGGUUAGCGAAGAAUUUUUGACAAAAUGGAAAUGGGUUGUCGAAGGGUGUGAUGAGCUUUUCACCUCGACCAACUACUGGCGAAAGCAGCGCGGAGAAGAAGCGCUGGAUUUUUAUUGA